UGUGAAAACACGCCUCCACGGAAGGAUGUCGCGAAAAACGGGACGCUCGACGCUCUUCGCGUCGUUCUUGACGCUGUUGAUGACACUAAUAACGUUCUGGCGAACCGCUCACGCACACGUGGCUCUGACAUUCCCGCCAGCCAGGCAUUACGAUCUGGACUUCCUGGAUAACGCCAGAACGCCCGCACCGUGCGGCAUGCCGCGUGGCCGCGUCAAGACAUCGUUAUUGGCAGGAAGCAAUUUUAAUGUCACAUGGCAUCUCGCCUAUCCCCACAGGGGAGGAUUUCGUCUUCAAAUCUUAGAUUUUUAUGACAGACCUCUGAUCGAUUUGACGCCCAUCACACAAAACAGCGAGUUUGUCGAGGGCGAUGCCACGGCGCAGAGCUAUCCAGUGCAGCUGCCGCAAGAUUUCACUUGCAUGGACUGCACCAUCAGGCUGCUGCGGGAGGCCGAGGAAUGGGGUUCCAGCUACAGAUUUUGGUCGUGCGCCGACAUCGAUAUUCGCGAUAGGAAGGACUAUCGAGAGGAUUGUAGCGGUCAUGGACGCUACCUGCUAGGCAGGUGCAGGUGUGACCGUCUCUAUCACGGCGCGAGGUGUGAAAUUAAAGAGGAGUGCCAGGACGACACUGACUGCGGUAUUCAGGGCACGUGCGUCGACAAUGGUGGCACAACCGUGCCUACCAAGCAGUGCUACUGUGACGCCGGAUGGUUUGGUCCGGGUUGCGCGAAGAGAUCACCGGUGAAAAGCAUCGAUGUAAAUUUGGAUGCGUAUUCGAUGAAGCGAUUCUCCAACGACAUCAUUUUCUACUGGCGGAUACUAAAAGAGAGCAAAGAAUUGGAAGGCAUUCUUGUGGCCAAUUCUACAACGUGGAUUGGUAUCGGAUGGAGACCUAGCGAUCUCGGUCCAAGUUGCCGAUCCUUCCCUGCGAUUAAGGAUACGAUCUCUGAACCACUUCCGCAACCGGAGCCGAAAUCGGAACUCGUCAACAAAUCGACGCCCAAACCGGAGCCAGAACCAGAGCCCAAACCAGAACCGGAACCGGAACCUGGCGUGGAAGGCGAGAAAUCAAUAGCAAAGAGACGAUCGGCGAAGGCAGAUGCUGCAAGUUUCAGAGUAACAUCGCGACCGGAUGUUGAUGUUACUGUACAGACCAGCGUGACCUAUCAAGUUAGCACGAAACAAGGUCGCAAGAGGAGAUCUCCAAAAUCAUCCGCAGCCUCUGCGCUUGGGAAACAGGUUGGCGAGUCCAGCGAUGUUAUCGAGCCGGAAACCACCUCUGAGCCAGAACCCACUUCUGAGCCAGAACCUACCUCCGAGCCAGAACCAAAAUCCGAGCCUGAACCCAGCUCCGAGCCAGAGCCGAAAUCCGAGCCCGAACCCAGCUCUGAGCCAGAACCAAAAUCCGAGCCUGAACCUAGCUCUGAACCGGAACCAAAAUCCGAGCCUGAAACUAGCUCUGAACCGGAACCAAAAUCCGAGCCUGAACCUAGCUCCGAGCCGGAACCAAAAUCCGAACCAGAACCUAGCUCCGAGCCAGAGCCAAAAUCUGAACCAGAACCCAUUUCUGAGCCAGAACCAAAGUCUGAGCCGGAACCGAAAUCUGAACCGGAGCCAAAAUCCGAGCCAGAGCCAAAAUCCGAGCCAGAACCAAAAUCCGAGCCAGAACCAAAAUCCGAGCCAGAACCUAGUUCUGAGCCAGAACCAAAAUCCGUACCGGAGCCUAAUUCCGAGCCGGAACCAAAGUCUGAACCGGAACCCAAAUCUGAACCAGAACCCAGCUCGGAACCGGAGCCAAAUGUGGGUCCGAAGUCAGGAGCGACGAAAGCAUCGUUGCCGGCGCCAGGACACAAGUACACGCCCAAGCAUGACUUCAACCCUAUGGACUGCACGGAUAUUAUAAUCGGCACGGCGCGAGGAACGAGUUACAGGAUCGGCGAUUAUUACACGAGGGACAGAUCGACGCCGCGCAAGGAUGCGUACUGGAAUGGGAGGGACAGCCUGACGGCUGCGUUCGGCUACGAACGCGACGGCAUCACGACGAUACUCUUCCGCAGGAAAUUGGCCGCGAGCGAGCCGACCGAUCACGAGAUCCGCGAUGGUAAUAUGCAGGUGAUUUGGGCGAAAGGUCAAGAGCCGGGCAGGUACAUACAUCAGCCGGCUAGUGGAAUCGAGAAGGCCAAGGUCGGCGUCAAAGACUUUUACAAAGUGGACGAGCUCAAAUAUCACGGCCAUAGAAUGCAGAGAGGCACGGUCACCAUGAAUUUCUUCGAUGAAGUUAAAAGGCCGGAAUUCGCCGGUGGUAUAGCGUCGCAAGAUGGUACCUGCGGUGGCCAGUGGCGUUAUCCGAGAAAUUGUUUGCCGGAAAAUAACACUUGUGAAUAUGCUAUACAAUGGACGUACAAGGAUAAAACGGAUCUGAUAACGUUCGUAAUCUCCACGACGAAUACCAAUACGUGGACUGGAGUUGGAUUUUCUGAUGACAAUAACAUGUCGCAAACCGAUGCCAUACUCGGCUGGGUCGAUAAGACGAACGGUCGGGCUUUUGUGAUGGACACCUGGAUUAGCGGCUACAACGCACCGUUACUGGAUCCAUCGCAAGACAUAUACAACAUCAGCGGCCGCAUUGAGAAUGGCGUAACCACUCUUCGGUUCUCACGAAAACGCGUAACGAAAGACAUCAAGGAUUUCUCGUUUACGGAUGAUCACUGUUUGUAUAUGAUGUUCCCAGUGAAGGGAGGUAUAUUUAAUCCGAUUAACAAGAAGAUUCGAAAACACGAUGUGAAACCGGUUGUUUCUUCGGACAGAAUAUGUAUCAAGUCUUGCGGCCAAGAAGAAAUUGAAGAUCAAAGCACGCUCGCACCGCCAAGAUUGCAUUACGAUAUUGAAGUCAAGCUCGUUAGCUUGGGUGACGGAUUUAUGAUUCCCGCAUCCGAUAGUCCCGAUUUCGAAGUAAUCUCGAACAAGAUAUCGGAGAGCUUUGAACCAGUCUUCAUGACGCUUCCGGGUUACUAUCAAGUCCAACUCAACGAGUUACGAAAAGAUAAAGAACAGGGAGUUAUUGCGCGCAUGAAUCUGAUAGUCGACAAGAACGAGGUCAAGGGUAGAUCGUUGAAACCCGCGGAUACCGGUUUAGAAGCGGAAAAAGCGUUGCGUGAGGCACUUAUGAAUGGUCAGGUCGGUGCACUCGGCGUCGAUCCGCAGUACUUAAUAGUAAGAACUCCUAGAGUAAACGACAUAGAAACAGAAGAUGAAAAUGAUCGACCGCCCUCCGCAACGGACUUGUUCCUGGGCGCAACAAAGUUCUAUAUCGUUGUCGGUUGUGUAGCAGCGUUACUAGCUCUAGCUCUGCUCCAGGCCAGUUGUACUCUUUACAGGAGCUCAAAGAAACGAGCGACCAAGGAACGUUUGAUUGCCAGUAAUGCUUGGAAGGAUUAUGCUUCCGGCGCAAACACAAACUUCGCAUUUGAGGCGUUCGAGACAGAAGAGAAGGCACCACCGCCGCCAAUUUCCAGCCUGCCGAGAACAAGAGAAAUGACCGGCAACGGUAUAACUGGCAUGAACGGUACCGAUGCAGUUGAAGGGCCCAAUAGGAUGGUCGGACCGAGAGCGACUUACAGUCUUCCACGCGCGCCUGGUGCCAGACACUCGGCGCCUAUCCAGCAUGGUUACUAUACGCAAGAUCGCAGGGAUCAUUACGGGCGACCCAAGAGUAUGCACAAUCCGACAAGCAUAGCAACCCAAGCGAAUCAACCAGACUUCUAUUUCAUGCCCAGCCAACGAAAGUAUAGUGGCGAGGUUGUGCGCGUUUAUGUAGAUUACAGCAACCAGCCGAAAUAAUCAAGACAAAGUUCAGGUCAAAAAUCGUGAGAAAACGAUUUACCCGCUUCUCUGAAGCGAUCUGUACAUAUUCAAGUUGUAGUGACAGAGGUCGCGAAGAAAGGACUACGCAACCCCUGUGCACGCGCACGGUGCUAUUUUAUUCGUUUCUUUUUUCUCUUUCCCCAUGAUUUCUCUUUCCCGAAGAUCCAUUUGAAUUGUAUCGCUGGGUUUAAGAUACGGGGAGAGAAGUUGCUCCGUAGGAAGCAUAGAAGUGGCGAUUACGACCAAAGAAGAUAUCCAUGAGGCGCGCGCUCUAUAAUUCUGUAUAGAGCACAUGAAUUCUCGUCAAACUUUUGUGCUUUUGCGGUGGAGAAACUGUAUAAUUAUAUAAGUAAAUUUCAUGUAGUAGUCGAAAAUCUGAUAGUUCGAACCGAGGAUCUCUGGGUCCAAAAUACGAAUCUUAUGACUUAGCAGUAAGUAUUUUCAAAGAUUCAAAGAAAGAUCCAAGGGCCAUAUAGCUUAACAUGAAGAAAAUAAGACUUGAAAGACCCAUGGAUCCAAGAAUAAUAGGAUUCAACAAUCCUGAAAUUCGAAAAUUUAAAGACCGAAAAAAAAAACAUGUACCUAAGUUUAUCUCGCUCCAUGCGUCUGUUUAUAUCGCGCAAUAGAAUACCGAUACUCUCAGUGAGAUACAUUUACAUCAUCUAUUCUAAAGAGCAAGCGACAACAUGCGUUUGAGCAAUAAAACAUUUGUACAUUUUUAAACAAAAAUAACACGUCCUAAAUUUUUUUGACGGAUUACCUCUUCUCAAAAAUCCUACUUUCAUACUGUUUUACUUAUAGAUGCAGCUGGUCUAUCAGUUUUCAGAGAAGUGACAGCACGAUUACAAUAAUAAUAAAAAUAAAUAA
Messenger RNA from Cyphomyrmex costatus, 4729 nucleotides. RefSeq names its product DOMON-like domain-containing protein nahoda (gene nahoda). The record is from RefSeq and is a predicted model, not a curated record. Lineage: Eukaryota; Metazoa; Arthropoda; Insecta; Hymenoptera; Formicidae. Bases 26 to 3838 code for a protein of 1270 amino acids. The transcript is spliced from 16 exons.